ACCGUCGUCGCGUCGUCGUGCCCGGUCCGUGGGUCGAGCAAGGCUUCCCGGGUGAAUCGCGCGCGCGCGCGCGCGCGCGUGCCAGGUCGCGCACCAGGACUCUCCAGGCGGACGGGAAGGCGACAACGGCGACGACCCCUCCGGGCGGAGAAGGAAGAAGCGGCGGCGUCGUCGUCGUCCGAGGCGUCGUCGCCGCGCGCGCGGCAUCAGCGACGCUCGGCGGUGCGUCCUCCUUGAGCGUCUCGCCUCGUCGCCGUCGUCCUCUCGACCCCCCGCGCGGAUACCGACGACGACGACGUAGCGCGUGCGGCCUCUCCGGUCGACAGUGCAUGCAGCCAUCGGCCACGACGCUCUCGUGCGGCGCCUCUCGGUGACCUCUUGGAUUUUACCUUGAUACAGCCUUCCUGGCUGGACAAAAUCGACAUGAGUAAGAGCAACGAGAAUGGUAUAACGUUAGCAACGCCGCCGCCGGCGAUCCACGUUGGGCCUAUCGUCACACCGUCCAACGAAACUAUUUCCAUCGUGAUACCGUUAUCAACGCAGCAACUGACCACAAUGGCUAGUCAGAAAGUAGACAAGAGGGAUUGCAAGGAUUGCGGGAAGGAUACGAAACGGCCGGUUCCAGUCGGCAAUCCUAUUCGAAGUCCGAGGAAUGACAGGACGAAGGGCUGUCCUUUUCCCACGUGUCCGCGAUACGGACGAGCGUUCUCCAGAGCGCACGAUUUGAAGCGACACAUAAAUCGGCACAUGUUACGCAAGGAGAAGCAAAUGCAGCAAACCGACCAACCGAAGAUCGACAUCAAAGUCGAAAACACAGGGAGCGAUUCGACUUUACGUAGCGCCCUUCUACGCGGCACAGAGGACAAGGGCGGAUAUUUCUGUCCGCAGUGUAAGAAGAGAUAUAACGAUGAGGACAAGUUCAGGGUUCAUCUGGCCUCGCAUGGCCUCACUAUUAAGAUGCCAAAGAACAAUCACUUGAAGCAGGAAGAUACUAAGAACACGCUGCAUCCGGUGAUCGUGGGCAAGUCCUCGGCAAUGAAAAAUCCUAAUGGUGAUGACGACUUUCUUUUGGAGGAGAUGCUAUUGCUGAAAUCUCCUCACAAGGAUCCUGCAAAAGAUCCCCUGAGGCUCCCAGAUAAGAACGACUCGAAGAUCAGGUGCGACUACUGUUCAAAGACUUUCAAAACCAAGUGGACUCUGAGCUCGCACGUGGCCGCCCACGAAGGCCGUUUCCAGUUCGACUGCGGGCAAUGCGGCAAGAAAUUCGUCAGAAAGAGCCACUACGAGGGUCACGUACGCUCCCACGAGGCCGCCAGGCCGUAUGCAUGCGAGCAGUGUGGUAAAACGUUCAAGGAGAUGAAACAUCGUCGCGAACACAUCAAGAGAAAGCAUCCGAGUAACCAAAGCGCGAUACAGAGCUUGUUAGACAGCAUCGGACCCUGCUCGGCGGAGGAGACGAACAUUCCGGACCAGGCCAAAUUUACUUUGUUAAUGCCGGUAAAUUUUGGCACAUAAAAAUUGAAGAGGCCUUUACCGUCUGGAAAGAAAUUACCCCUUCAUGUUAAACUAAGAGUUUGAAUUAAUACCUCGGAAAUUUUCGAGUCGACGGGAUCCAGAAAAUGUAUAGCAUGCUUGGAAGCGUGCUUGAAAAGAUUGUGUCUCCUCGGAAUUUUGGCUGCUAUAAGAAAUUAAACCUUUGGACGUGUAUUUGAAUUUAUUUACGAAUUUACGUAUUUGAAUUUAUUUAAAAUUUUCGAUUGCUUGGAAUUUAAGAUUUUUGAAAUUGUGGAUCGAUAAUAACAUCUUGUAUGUUUCGAAUUUUGGAUUCUUCGAUUAUUUUGAAUUUUCGGAAUUCUGAAAAAUCUAAUAAAGUGAAACUUAUCUUUACGAUUAUUUCACUUUUGAAUAAAUCAUGUGAUAAAUUAUCUAGUAGAUAAAUAUCUAUACACAGACCAUAUAAUAAAUAUAUGGACAUAGACAUUUAGCUAUUAGAUAAUUUAUCCGGAGAUGAAACAAUCAAUCCUAAGUUUUCACAAUUUCCAGUGUUUUUUAACGGUCUAAAAGUAAUAUAUGUUCGACGAUAAGUUUUUCCAGUUGAGUAACAAACCAGAUCAUAAUUGACUUUUAUAAUUAAUAAAUCAAAAUCAUGUGAACAUUAUGCUCUGAUUAUAUUCAAUUUAUUAUUCUAUACUCUCUCUUUAUAAGAAAAAUAUAAAAGAAUAAAAAUAAACCUUAUAAGCCACUGAA
Molecule: messenger RNA, 2247 nt
Organism: Monomorium pharaonis (pharaoh ant)
Lineage: Eukaryota; Metazoa; Arthropoda; Insecta; Hymenoptera; Formicidae
Product: zinc finger protein 782
Exons: 4
Coding region: 424-1515 (363 amino acids)
Biological process (GO): regulation of transcription by RNA polymerase II
Cellular component (GO): nucleus
Molecular function (GO): DNA-binding transcription factor activity, RNA polymerase II-specific; RNA polymerase II transcription regulatory region sequence-specific DNA binding
Source: RefSeq, a predicted model, not a curated record